Molecule: messenger RNA, 1689 nt
Organism: Cyclocybe aegerita
Lineage: Eukaryota; Fungi; Basidiomycota; Agaricomycetes; Agaricales; Hemipholiotaceae
Source: the annotation of a GenBank genome assembly
AUGUCACGUGCUGAUGCGUUGAUAAUUUGGAUCUGUUGUGGACGCACCCUGAAUUUGACUUCACUCUCGUCCUUCAAAGUUCAAACAAGUACUAUGGCUGCAAAUUCAAGGUCUUCAUCUCGCGUCCUCGCACCGAGGACGAAUACUCUCCAUACACCGCAAGCUAAAUUGACCACGUUUCUACCAACGGACAACCACUCCAAGAAACGACACAUACGAGACGAGACACAGUCAGUCAAACGCCGGAAGCUCUCUGGUCCAGUUGUUUCUGAGAGCGAAGACGACGACAGUGAUGUGGACGUCUACUCAGAAGAGGAGGGCGUGGCCAUGGAGGAUGCAAGGAUAGCACAGGCCCGGGCGCGCAGACAAGUGGCUUUCAGCCUCCACACGCAAUUUGUUUCGACUGCUGGAAACCGUUGUAGGAGACAAGCUCCGUCCACCCUUCCCAUAUUGCAGUCCUUCGUGUCAUCACAUAAAUCCGACGUGUUCAAGUGCCAGUCCAUUGGUGAAGACACAUACCUCACCCCUCCGUAUUCAUGUGCCUACUCUCAUGGGUCUCGCAGAGGUGGAAACCCGCGUCUCGCUGUCGCCACUGAACAAGGCACCGUCCAUAUCUUGAAUACGCAGAAGCGGGAUAAUUGGGAUCCUGAACCCCAACGAAUCACACUCCAACAGCACCAGAACGGAAUCUUCGACGUGAAGUGGAAUCUGAGGGACACUUCUCUAGCCACCUGUUCUGGCGACCAGUCAACGCGAAUUUCAUCCGUAGAAACCGGGGUCAUAACACACGUCCUUCGUGGUCACACGAGCACUGUCAAAUGCUUAGUCUGGGAUCCUACGAACGAGUCCUUGUUAACAACCGGAGGUCGAGAUGGUGCGAUAUGCUUAUGGGACCUAAGAGUGGGAGAAAGACACAAGAGAGAAGACACGGAAUUCCUUGUGGCGGCUCCGGUGAUGACAAUCCAUGGCGCCCACGAAGACACUAUCGUCAAGAGCAAACCCAAGCCACGGAAAGGAAAGCAAGUUCCUACGCCACGCACAAUUACAAAUGUGCUUUACCCCGAUUCGCAGCCCUAUGGGCUUGUUAGCAGCGCGUCUUUCGAUGGGAUUCUUCGAUACUGGGAUCUUCGCCAGCCAGCAACAACGCGAAAAACCAAGUCGGGCAAGAAGGUACUUCCAACGGAGCUCUAUUGCUCGCCUGUUGACCCCACGACGUUGCACGGUUCACGACGAUCAAGAGGCAUCAUAAGCCUGACUUGUGGUACGGGACCAACGGCAGGCUUAAUCUUCGCUCUCGGGGCGGAUUCACGCAUCCAUACCUACGAUUUGUCGACGUUGACGGCUCAAAGAACCGCGCUUGAGCAUGAGAACCUUCAAACGAAUUCCUUCUACGUCGGCGUAUCCGUUUCCCCGUGCGGUCGCUGGCUUGGGUGUGGGGGAUCGGGAACCACAGGGAACAGCUUUCUUUUCGAUGUUGAAAACGCCGCUCGGCCUAUGGCAAUCCGACAGAAAGGAGUCGAGCUGAUUGGACAGAAGGGGGAAGUGGGCGCUGUAGAUUGGGCGCAGGACAUGUUCGCCACCUGUACCGACGAUGGUACGGUGAGGAUCUGGCGGCCAGACAUUGACACACAAAGGAAAUGUGCCCGACAGCCCGAGGAGAGUGGUUGGGAUUGGAGUUGGGCAACAUAA